GACCAUGUCAAAAAAAUUCCUUUUGACACGCUCACAUUCUUUUGCAUUAGACAACUCACUCCACCAUCCAUUACCCAAAAACUUCAACUUAAAAGUGUAUAAACUUAAAAUAACACAGAAAAUCAAUCCAAAAAUUCCUGUAUCUUUAUAUUUUCAGAUGCAUUUCUCUGUUCUUCAAGCUAACCCCAGAAAAUAUGAUGGAGAAACAUAGAAGUUUUUCAUGGAAAUCCACUAAAUUUUUGGUUUUUUCUGUAACUCUAUCUUUCUCUUUAGUGUUCUUAUCAUUUUUCUCUUUCUGGGUUUUAAGAACCUCCCCUUUCAUUCACCAAGAAUCUUAUGUGCUAUUCAAUACACCCACUAUAAAUUCAAAUCUUAAUUCACUCAAUAUUCAAUCUUUAACUGAUUCAUCUGAUUUUUUGAACAAUUCCCAGUUCAAAGAACAUCAAAUUGUAUCUGGGUUUGUUCAUAAUACUUCAAUUGAAGUGAAUGCUAGUAAUAAAGAUGAAGUUGGUAGGAAGAAGUUAACUGGAUUAAGUCCAAAUUUCUCAGUUAAUGGAGUAAAAGUUGUGAACUUGGGUAAGACCCAUUUGAGGGAACCUCAAAAUUCAUCUGGGUUUGUGAAAUCUUUUAAUUUGAAGGAAGAAAGUGGUGAAGUUAGUAGUAAUAACGAGAUUAAAAAGGAAAAAAGGGCAAAAAAAUUGAGUUUAGAUGGUAAGUUUGUGGAGAAUGAAGAGAAUAUGAGUAAAGAUUGUGAUAUUUCCAAAGGGAGGUGGGUGUUUGAUGAAAGCUACCCAUUGUACACAAAUUUCUCAUGCCCUUUCAUUGAUGAAGGGUUUGAUUGUCAAGGAAAUGGAAGGUUGGACAAAGAUUACAUGAAGUGGAGAUGGCAACCUCAAGAUUGUGACCUUCCAAGGUUCAAUGCGACAAAUAUGCUGAAAUUGAUUAGAGGAAAGAGGCUAGUCUUUGCUGGUGAUUCAAUCAACAGGAAUCAAUGGGAAUCCAUGCUUUGUUUACUCAUGGGAGCUGUCAAAGAUCCUAGUAAGGUCUAUGAGACACGAGGCCGGAGAAUCACAAAGACUAAGGGGGCAUAUAGUUUUAGAUUUGUGGAUUAUCAGUGUACAGUUGAAUUCUAUGUGACACAUUUCUUAGUCCGAGAAAGCAAGGCAAGGAUAGGGAAGAAGCGUAAAGAAACACUGCGAAUCGAUAGCAUUGCUAAAGAUUCGGCAAAAUGGAGAGGAGCUGAUAUCUUGAUUUUUAACACCGGGAAUUGGUGGACUCAUUUCAAAACCAAAGCAGGGAUUAACUAUUACCAAGAAGGCAAAGAAGUUUAUUCCCAUCUUGAUGCUUUAACAGCGUACCGAAAAGCUCUAGUGACUUGGGGUAUGUGGGUUGAUAAACAUAUAAAUCCGCUCAAAACCCACGUUUUCUUUCGAAGUACAGCACCAGCACAUUUCAGUGGGGGGCAAUGGAAUACUGGUGGACAUUGUAGAGAAGCGCGAACUCCCCUGAACGAAAUGUAUGUAGACAAUCCAGAGAGGGAUCUUAUUGCUCAGGAGGUCAUCAACUCGAUGAAAACCGCAGUUACUUUUGUGAAUGUUACUGGAUUGUCGUCAUAUCGGAUAGAUGGUCAUCCCUCGAAGUAUGGGAGAAACCCGGGAAAGAAGGGAUCUUCGGUGGAAGAUUGCAGUCAUUGGUGUCUUCCUGGGGUGCCAGAUGCUUGGAAUCAGCUGAUUUAUCAUCAGUUGCUGUUGAAACAAGAGAAGAAUGUGCAUACUAGCUUAUGAAUGCUUAUGUUAGGUUCAGUGUCACGUGAUUCGCUAGUCUCCUCGCAAAUUGCAAUACAAAAAAGACAGUAAUUGUCGGUUUUGAGCUAUUUCUUGGCAUCUUUAAAAGAAUCGCGUGAAUUCAAAAAGUGAAUCAGAUGCGAAAUUAUGUUGCAUUGGUUGGGCUUCCAUGCUACUCCAUUAUAUCUCUACAAAGCGGACAAGUGUAUCUUAGAAAUUUCAAAAAAUAGCUUUGGGGAGGAUGUUAGAGGGUUGCAAACUUGUAAUGGUGUUGUAAAUGAUAUUAUACACAUUCACUUAUUCUUUCAUUUUUUAUUUUACUUUUGAACUUUGUUUUAAG
This is a messenger RNA of Amaranthus tricolor (Joseph's coat), 2124 nucleotides long. RefSeq names its product protein trichome birefringence-like 6. The record is from RefSeq and is a predicted model, not a curated record. Gene Ontology annotation, molecular function: O-acetyltransferase activity. The transcript has 5 exons. NCBI's taxonomy places the organism in Eukaryota, Viridiplantae, Streptophyta, Magnoliopsida, Caryophyllales, Amaranthaceae. Bases 195 to 1784 code for a protein of 529 amino acids. Gene Ontology annotation, cellular component: Golgi apparatus.